This is a messenger RNA of Dracunculus medinensis (Guinea worm), 495 nucleotides long. The record is from the annotation of a GenBank genome assembly. NCBI's taxonomy places the organism in Eukaryota, Metazoa, Nematoda, Chromadorea, Rhabditida, Dracunculidae.
AUGGCGACCAUCGCUAUGUCAGCAAUUUUUCUAUUAUUUUUUAGUAAGCUAAUUUACUGCGAUACUUUUAAAUGUUAUCACUGUGCAUCUAUACUUCCUGAAUCGACCGCUUCUGAUGCUCGAUAUGCGCUCAGAAGUAUUCUCUAUUCUGCCUAUAAUUUGCCGCCUGUAAAUAAGUAUUGCGGCGAUGCACAAGAUAUUCAAUUUAAAACAAUAACUCAGAUCGAAUGUUCAUCAAACGAUCAAUGUAUUAAAAUAUUUGUAAGACAGGAAGAACUUUCGUUUGUUAUGCGGGGAUGCGAAAAUUCGUUAUAUCGCGAUGGUGUUGCUCGAAUGCCAUUUCAGUGCGCAACUAACAAAAGUCCAGCCGUUUGUCGCUGCAGAGAAAAUUUAUGCAAUAGUUCCUCUGGUUGGAAUUAUGUGUUCACCUAUAUUUUCUUUUUCUUUAUCUUUAAUUUACUGAUUUCAAAUGGUUUUAUAAUUGUUGCAAUCUAA